AUGGCCGGACCCAGCCUUGCCUGCUGCCUGCUCGGCCUCCUGGCGCUGACCUCCGCCUGCUACAUCCAGAACUGCCCCCUGGGCGGCAAGAGGGCCGUGCUGGACCUCGACGUGCGCAAGUGCCUCCCCUGCGGCCCCGGGGGCAAAGGCCGCUGCUUCGGGCCCAGCAUCUGCUGCGGGGAUGAGCUGGGCUGCUUCGUGGGCACAGCCGAGGCGCUGCGCUGCCAGGAGGAGAACUACCUGCCGUCGCCCUGCCAGUCCGGUCAGAAACCUUGCGGGAGCGAGGGCCGCUGCGCCGCCGCCGGCAUCUGCUGCAACCCUGACGGCUGCCGCUUCGACCCCGCCUGCGACCCCGAAGCCACCUUUUCCCAGCGCUGAGAUCCGCCGGCCCCAGCCCUGUCGGAUCGCACCUCUUGCUCCCUCCGUAGUCACCCCGCCCCCGAAAUUAUGACUCUGAAAUAAAGCACAUGUUUUCCCUUGCAA
Sus scrofa (pig) is the source of this 483-nucleotide messenger RNA. RefSeq names its product oxytocin/neurophysin I prepropeptide (gene OXT). Lineage: Eukaryota; Metazoa; Chordata; Mammalia; Artiodactyla; Suidae. The record is from RefSeq and is marked provisional. Gene Ontology annotation, molecular function: neurohypophyseal hormone activity; oxytocin receptor binding; V1A vasopressin receptor binding. Gene Ontology annotation, cellular component: extracellular region; secretory granule.